AUGUUGCCGCCGGAGCUCCAGCCUCGGUCUUACCGUCCCUACAUCUCCUCCUCCAUGAGCGCUCCUUCCUUCCCCACCACCUCCUUCAACGGCGGCUACUCCCCCGAACGAAACCCUAACCAUCGCAACUCUGCAUUUUACGGCGGCAACAGCAGCAGCAAUUGUUCUUCUUCGAUCAGAUCUCUCAAGAAUUCUCGAUUUUCACCUUCUUCGUUCGCCCACAACGCUAGGAUCGCCGUAGCCCUAGUACCCUGCGCCGCCUUUCUCCUCGACCUCGGCGGCACACCUGUCUUCGCUGCCUUGACAUUGGGACUCAUGGUCGCCUACAUCCUCGAUUCCCUCAACUUCAAGCCCGGUUCCUUCUUCGCCGUCUGGUUAUCCCUCAUCUCCGCUCAGAUCGCCUUCUUCUUCAGCUCCACCUCCUCUCUCAUCUCCACCUUCAAUUCCGUCCCUCUCGCUCUCCUCUCCGCUUUCGUCUGCGCCGAGGCUAACUUCAUGAUCGGCGUAUGGGCUUCCCUUCAGUUCAAGUGGAUUCAAAUCGAGUAUCCUACCAUCGUCCUCGCCCUCGAGCGCCUUCUCUUCGCUUGCGUUCCCUUCACCGCUUCCGUGCUCUUCACCUGGGCUACUGUCUCUGCCCUUGGUAUGAGCCACGCUUCCUCUUACUAUCUCAUGGUCUUUGUUUGUGUUUUCUAUUGGCUUUUCUCUGUCCCUCGCCUCUCCUCUUUUAAAUCCAAGCAGCAGCAGCAACAACAACAACAACAAGUCAAAUUCAAUUACCAUGGCGGAGAGGUCCCCGACGACAAUCUCAUCCUCGGCCAGCUCGACAGUUGUAUCCACACUCUCACUCUCUUACACUUGCCUCUCUUGUUUCACAUCGCCUCUCACUACUCGGUUCUAUUCUCUUCCGCUGCUUCUGUUUGUGAUUUGUUCCUUCUCUUCUUCAUUCCUUUCCUGUUUCAACUAUAUGCCUCCACAAGAGGCGCACUGUGGUGGGUCACUAAAAACGAGCACCAGCUGCGGAGUAUCCGAUUGGUGAAUGGUGCUGUUGCUUUGGUGGUGGUUGUGAUUUGCUUCGAGGUCAGAGUUGUUUUCCAUUCAUUUGGCCGCUACAUUCAGGUGCCACCACCGUUGAAUUAUUUUCUUGUGACCAUUACCAUGCUUGGAGGGGCGGCUGCAGCUGGUGCCUAUGCCCUUGGUGUGAUUGUCGAUGCUUUCAGCUCCCUGGCCUUCACUGCUUUAGCUGUAUUAGUCAGUGCUGCUGCAGCAGUUGUUGUGGGAUUUCCUAUAUUGUUCCUUCCACUCCCUUCAGUUGCUGGUUUCUAUUUGGCUCGUUUCUUUACAAAGAAGAGUCUGCCAUCUUACUUUGCCUUUGUCGUCCUAGGGAGUUUGAUGGUCAUGUGGUUUGUUCUGCAUAAUUUCUGGGAUCUGAAUAUUUGGUUGGCAGGCAUGUCUUUAAAGUCCUUCUGUAAGCUCAUAGUUGCCAGUGUUGUCCUGGCAAUGGCUGUCCCUGGUUUAGCUCUUCUUCCUCCAAAAUUUCAUUUCUUGGCUGAGGUUGGUUUGGUCAGCCAUGUACUGCUGCUAUGCUACAUUGAGGAUCGCUUCUUUAAUUACUCGAGCAUUUACUAUUAUGGGUUGGAGGAUGAUGUAAUGUAUCCAAGCUACAUGGUUGCCCUGACUACUUUUGUGGGUUUGGCUCUGGUGAGGAGACUUUCUGUGGAUAACCGAAUUGGACCAAAGGCAGUCUGGAUUCUGACUUGCCUGUACUCUUCAAAGGUGGCAAUGCUGUUUAUCGCUUCAAAGUCUGCUUUAUGGGCGUCUGCUGUUCUUCUAUUGGCUGUUUCUCCUCCUUUGCUUCUUUACAAGGACAAGUCAAGAGCAGCCUCAAAGAUGAAACCUUGGCAAGGUUAUGUGCAUGCUGCUGUGGUUGCUUUAUCAGUUUGGUUUUGUCGUGAAGCAAUUUUUGAAGCUCUCCAGUGGUGGAACGGGAGAUCUCCAUCUGAUGGUUUACUUUUGGGUUCCUGUAUUCUUGUGACUGGAUUGGCCUGUGUACCAAUAGUCGCUCUCCACUUCUCUCAUGUCAUGUCUGCUAAGAGAUGUUUGGUGCUCAUAGUGGCAACAGGUCUGCUUUUUGUUCUGUUGCAGCCCCCAAUUCCAUUAUCAUGGACUUAUCACUCUGACAUAAUCAAAGCCGCUCGUCAAUCAGCCGAUGAUAUCUCCAUAUAUGGUUUCAUGACAUCAAAGCCUACAUGGCCAUCAUGGCUGCUUAUCACAGCAAUCCUCCUCACUCUAGCAGCCGUAACCUCUGUCAUCCCUAUUAAGUAUAUUGUUGAAUUGAGGGCAUUUUACUCCAUUGCCAUAGGGAUUGCUAUUGGCGUAUAUAUAGCUGCAGAAUAUUUCCUUCAGGCUGCUAUAUUGCAUGUCCUUAUAGUCAUAACAAUGGUCUGCACCUGUGUCUUUGUGGUUUUCACACAUUUCCCAUCUGCCUCCAGCACAAAGCUCCUACCAUGGGUGUUUGCUUUACUUGUGGCUCUAUUUCCUGUGACUUAUUUGUUGGAAGGCCAGGUGAGAAUCAAAAACCUACUUGGGGAUAGUGGAGAAGAAGAAGACAACAAGCUGGCCACUCUACUUGCUGUUGAGGGGGCAAGGACAUCUCUGCUUGGUUUAUAUGCAGCUAUCUUUAUGCUUAUUGCAUUGGAGAUUAAGUUUGAACUGGCGUCACUUAUGCGAGAAAAGGCUCUUGAAAAGGGUGGAAUUAAACAUAGCCAUUCUGGUCAAAGUGGCUCUGCUGCUUUCCCUGCAAAGUUAAGGUUCAUGCAGCAACGUAGGGCCUCAACUGUGACAGCCUUCACGAUCAAGAGGAUGGCUGCUGAGGGAGCCUGGAUGCCGGCAGUUGGUAAUGUUGGUACUAUAAUGUGCUUUGCUAUAUGCCUAAUCUUGAAUGUCAAUCUCACCGGUGGAUCAAACCGUGCAAUAUUCUUCUUGGCACCUAUCUUGCUGCUACUCAACCAGGACUCUGAUUUUGUUGCUGGAUUCGGGGAUAAGCAGAGGUAUUUCCCAGUUACAGUUGCCAUUUCAGCCUACUUGGUAUCCACUGCCUUUUAUAGCAUAUGGGAAGAUAUCUGGCAUGGGAAUUCUGGGUGGGGCCUUGAAAUUGGAGGACCAGAUUGGUUUUUUGCAGUGAAGAAUGUGGCCCUUCUCAUCCUUACAUUUCCGAGUCAUAUCCUUUUUAACCGGUUUGUGUGGAGCUACACAAAGCAGACAGACUCAACGCCACUGCUGACAUUGCCCCUUAAUCUUCCGUCAGUCAUAAUAACGGAUGUGAUGAAGGUUAAGAUCUUGGGACUUCUUGGAAUUAUAUACUCCUUGGCUCAAUAUCUGAUUUCUAGACAACAAUAUAUUUCCGGCUUGAAGUUUAUUUAGACAAAAAAAGAAAACAUACUAUGUACAAUAUAUUUGGGCAAUUUUCAAGUGAGAUAUGGAAAGUUUGUUUUCUGGACACUAAUUGUUCUUACCUCCGUUUGGAUUUUGUUUGGUUAAAUACAAUUGCUGAGAUGAUUCCUUUUUA
This is a messenger RNA of Camellia sinensis, 3565 nucleotides long. RefSeq names its product no exine formation 1 (gene NEF1). NCBI's taxonomy places the organism in Eukaryota, Viridiplantae, Streptophyta, Magnoliopsida, Ericales, Theaceae. The record is from RefSeq and is a predicted model, not a curated record.